Symbiodinium sp. CCMP2592 is the source of this 1449-nucleotide messenger RNA. The record is from the annotation of a GenBank genome assembly. Lineage: Eukaryota; Dinophyceae; Suessiales; Symbiodiniaceae.
AUGUUGGAGCUGGGGAACACUCCGGAUGGUCGUGAGAAGAUUCGGCAGCUGUUGGUGGAGAAAGGAAGCUUUGACAAGGUGGAGCUUGUUGUCAAGCAGUGGCAGGAGAGGAAGAAGACGGAAGAGGUCGCAGGAGGCUAUGUCACCAAGAAGUGGUUGAUGGACAACAAGUCAUACACACAAUGCCGCAAGAAUAUCAUCACAGGAGAGGAGGAAGCGGACAUUCCCCUUGAUGAGAAGUGGCAGGUCAAGAAGGAGCAAGGCCAGCGUCUGGAGUUCGAGACCGGAUGCGAAAUGGAUGAUCCGAAUGGCAGCCUGCUUGAAGAGACGGGCUUCUCUGGUGAGGAUCAUCUCCAGGAUUUCGCAGGCAGCUCUGAGGCUCUGCCUGCGGUGUCAGUCGCGGCUGCACAAGCCGGGGCUUCCUUCAAGUUGUGCUUCCCGGCACUGCAGCAGAAUGUCUCACCGGCCUCCAUACUCCCCAGCUUUCUUACUGUGCUUGGACGAAAGCUAGACAAUGGUGAGGAGGCCAAGGACAAGUGUCUUGCUCUGAAGACGGCCAGGUCGGAGUCGAUUGCGAACGACAUGACGAAGUCCCUGGAAAGCCUCCAAAAGAUCUAUGAUGAACUGCUGAAGAAGCAGGCUUUGGCAGCAACUGCCACGACGGAAGACGAGCUAACCAAGAUGAUCGAGGCCGAGAUCGUCUCCAAUUAUGUGGCUGCGACCAAGGAAGACCUAGAGCCUGAAGGGCAAGAGUACCGCGACACCCGCAAGCCCGAAGAGUCGGAGUCAUCAUCGGAUGACCUGUUCGACGAGCUGCUUGAAGGGUCGACUCUUGUGCAAGAGUUACUCGUCUUGCCAGCAAAGCUGAAAAGUGGACGGGACCCGAUGUUGGAACGACUGGCCCGGUGUGCACGGGGUGGGAAAGGCAAUGCUUGCCGCAAUCUUCACCGAAUGCUGGCCGAUGACAAGCUUUGUCGGCUGGCCGGUGCUCCGGUUGUCGAGUUGGGAUUUUGGGCCAAGUAUUCCUGCAUAGAUGGUGGACAUCCACUCUUCUCCAGUGAAAUAGUUGAAUUUCUGGACAAGACCUACAAGAUCCAUUUUGCUUAUCUGGGGCUGAACUACUUCCCCAUGGGGAUCGGGAAGGGCUUCGACACAAUCCUGCUGCUGGAAUGGCUUCAGGACUUUCUGCGGACAGCAGAUCAAGGGCAUCGCAAUUUGUUCGAUGUGCUGGUUUGGACGAUCGAGAGCACUAACAGCUUCUUCAAGCCUUUCUAUGGAAGGGGGAUUUGGAUCCCCAGCACCGUUGCCUCCGAUCUGGUGUCUCAUGGCUAUAACAUGCUCGAGGGCUAUGGUUACUUGGCGGCGCUUUGCGUGCAGCGACGCUGGGCGCUUUUUAAGCUGAAGCCGAAGAUUCACAUGCAGGCUCACCUUAUGACUCUCGGCAUCUGA